UUUCUUCAAACUUUCUAGACAAGAUAGCAUGUUUUCCACUCUGUGGAUCCUAGAAAAUGGACAGUAACCAAAGUAUUGAUCUGUGAAAUUCAGGCACCCAGUGAGUGUGAAGAGCACACGGGGAAAACCAAAGUUAGGAGCAAUAGGACAGAGCAUGCUCUCCAGAAGAAGUCUCAGCUGCGGGGCUUGCAAGGAGUAACAAACUGCAAUGCACAGAAAGAGAAGCUCCUUGUGAUCCAUCUGGAAUCUGAGCUGCUGUGCACAACUGCUGCAGUGUUGGACAGGUCUGCUCUGCACCCAAAAAUGCUCAAGUGUACCAGGGGAUGGGCGCUGCCUUUACAAGCUUCCCUCCACACCAGGGAAUCUGAAAAAAUGGGAUUUUUACAUCUCUCCAGCCAGCACUGAAAACGAAUGGGGAUUGAAUUGCUUUGCCUCUUUUUCCUAUUUCUGCAAAGAAAUAAUUAUGUGCAAGGGACCUGUUCUCAGGAAAGUGGAGUGACUUGUGAAGAUUGUUUGCUUUCCGGACCGCACUGUGCUUGGUGCUUCCAAGAGAAUUACACAGACUCAGCUGGAAUUCAUGGGAGGUGUGAUACCCCAGAAAACCUUUUGUCAAAAGGAUGCCAGUUGAAUUUGAUUGAAUUUCCCAUUUCAGAAGUGGAAAUUCACAGAAACAAACCUCUAACUAUAGCAACCCAGAAGGACAGUUCUGAUGUCACACAGAUUUCUCCCCAGAAAUUAACACUCAGGCUGCGACCAGGACAUGAAGAAACAAUCCAGAUCAAGGUUCGGCAAAGUGAAGAUUAUCCAAUUGACCUCUAUUACCUCAUGGAUCUUUCAGCUUCCAUGGAUGAUGACCUGAAUACAAUAAAAGAAUUAGGCUCAACUCUUUCCAAAGAAAUGUCAAAACUGACAAGCAACUUCAGACUGGGUUUUGGAUCUUUUGUUGAAAAACCAGUUUCACCAUUUAUCAAAACUACAGCUGAAGAAAUAAACAACCCUUGCAGAAGUGUGCCAUAUGAGUGCUUGCCCACCUUUGGAUACAAGCAUGUUUUGUCACUGACAAAUGAUGCCGAAAGAUUCAAUGAAAUUGUAAAAGGACAGCGAAUCUCUGCUAACAUAGAUACUCCAGAGGGAGGAUUUGAUGCAAUUAUGCAGGCAGCUGUUUGCAAGGAAAAAAUUGGAUGGAGGAAUGACUCUCUGCAUUUGCUGGUGUUUGUGAGUGAUGCUGAUUCCCACUUUGGGAUGGACAGCAAGCUAGCUGGAAUUGUUAUUCCUAAUGAUGGGAACUGUCAUUUGGACCACAAUAAUGAAUAUUCCAUGUCAACUAUUCUGGAGUACCCCACAAUUGGACAAUUAAUUGACAAACUUGUGCAAAACAAUGUUUUGGUAAUUUUUGCUGUCACGAAUGAACAAGUUCACACAUACGAGAACUAUGCAAAGCUUAUUCCUGGAGCUACUGUUGGACGACUGCAGGAGGAUUCCGGAAAUAUUCUCCAGCUGAUCAUUGCUGCGUAUCAGGAGCUGAGGUCCGAAGUAGAGCUGGAGGUCUUUGGGGACACAGAAGGACUCGAUCUCUCUUUCACUGCUGUCUGUAACAAUGGGACCUUUUUUCCACAUCAGAGGAAAUGCUCUCACGUGAAAGUGGGAGACACAGUCUCUUUCAAUGUGACCAUAAGUCUGCCCACUUGUGAUAAAACCACCAGGUAUGUUGUGAUAAAACCAGUGGGUCUCAGUGACAUGCUGGAAAUGGAAAUACUCCCUCAGUGCAGCUGCAGCUGCCAGGCCAAGGCUGAGAGGAACAGCUCGAAAUGCAACAAGGGGAAAGGCACUUUUGAGUGCGGAGUGUGCGUCUGCCACCCCGGGUACAUGGGUCCACACUGCGAGUGUGGUGAGAAUGCUCUCAGCACUGGAUCCUGCAAGGGCUCUGUGGAGCAGAGCUCCUGCAGCGGGAGAGGCAGCUGCUAUUGCGGGCAGUGUGUUUGCCACCCAUCCAUGUAUGGAAGAGUUUACGGAGCGCAUUGUGAGUGUGAUGACUUCUCGUGUGUGAGACACAGAGGGCUUCAGUGUGGAGGCAAUGGAGACUGUGACUGUGGCGAAUGCGUGUGCCACAGUGGGUGGACUGGUGAAUACUGUAAUUGCACAACUGACACCAACUCCUGCAUUUCUGAGGAUGGAACGCUGUGCAGCGGGAGAGGUGAAUGCAUCUGCGGGUCGUGUGUGUGCAUUCAUCCAGGGGCCUCAGGCCAAACAUGUGAAAAAUGCCCACUGUGUGGUGACCCUUGCAGUUCCAGAAGGAGCUGUGUGGAAUGUCAUUUGGCUUCUGAUGACAAGCUGCAGGGAGAAUGCAAUGAAAAAUGCAAAUCAGUUGAUGCAACUGUCAGCACUGCAGAGGAUUUUUCAGAGGAUAAAUCCAUUCCUUGCUCUUUGCAGGGGGAAAAUGAAUGUAUAACCACUUUUCUUCUGGCUGAGGAUGAGCAGGGCAAGACAGUCAUACACAGCAUAAAGCAAAAAGAUUGCCCAGAGCUUCCAAAUAUCCCAAUGAUAAUGGUGGGCGUCACCCUUGCUAUCCUUCUGAUAGGCAUUGUGUUACUUUGUAUAUGGAAAUUGAUGGUGUCAGUUCAAGAUCGAAAAGAAGUGGCCAAGUUUGAAGCAGAAAAAUCAAAAGUUAAGUGGCAAACGGAAACAAACCCACUGUACAGAGGUUCAACAAGCACUUUCAAAAAUGUAACUUACAAGAACCAAGAAAAGCAAAAAGGGGCCAUGGCUGCAGAUUUCUAUUAGCACUUUGAACCCUACAAACUUAGUUUUACUGUUGAGAAAUAUAAAACACUAAUUUUUGUC
Molecule: messenger RNA, 2841 nt
Organism: Centrocercus urophasianus (Greater sage-grouse)
Lineage: Eukaryota; Metazoa; Chordata; Aves; Galliformes; Phasianidae
Gene: ITGB6
Product: integrin subunit beta 6
Exons: 17
Coding region: 412-2781 (789 amino acids)
Biological process (GO): integrin-mediated signaling pathway; cell adhesion mediated by integrin; cell-matrix adhesion
Cellular component (GO): integrin alphav-beta6 complex; cell surface; focal adhesion
Molecular function (GO): integrin binding
Source: RefSeq, a predicted model, not a curated record